UCUCUACUGUGCUUCGUUCAAGAAACCCGUAGAAAUUGGAAGAAUAAAUUACUUUUCCAAAUUUGUAAUAGAAUAUUGCAAAUUUAGCGUGACUUGCCGGUGGUGUCGUGGAUGACAAGGAUAAAUAUCUGAAAAAAAGUCCCUUUCGAAUUCCAAACCAGUUAUGCCAAUAAAAAAAUAUGGACAAUUACGAGGUGAUUUGCUUACAUUUUGAUUCAAUAUUGUUUGAUAUAUUCUUUAAAUUUUGGCCUAUGGACGCAACCACUGUGCAGUGACCUUCGAGAAGCCGGCUGGGUUGAAGUCCGUUACGAGUUCUUUGAUUUUUUCUUGCCGCCGCGCUAUUAUCGGCGGCUGGAGGACGAGAUCUGGACCAUUUACCAGAAGCCCAACAAACCAUUUAAGGAAUAUUUGGUUGAUCUUCGCUUGCAGAUGCGCCAAGCAGGAUUUUCCUCGGACCGAGAGCGGGAGCGGAUCUACGACAACAUGCUCCCGAAGUACCAAUUGUUCGUCCGGAGGCAGGAUUUCCGCACGUCUACGUUCGCGACGCCUGUCGCAAUGCGGUAUCCCAAAACUUUCUGUUGGGAUUGCGGACUCAGGGCCAUCGAUUGCUGCCGACGCCCAGAUUCAGGAAACGGAUCCCGCCUAUACCAGGAUACAGGUAAACGCCGCUGUCCAAGCGCCGCCAACAAACUGCGAACCGCCGCUGCACCAUCGCCGCCAGCAUCCGUCGCUACGCCAGCUCCGCCAACCAUCGCCGACCCGCCGUUGCACCAUCGCUACGCCAGCUCCGUCUACACACACCGAACCACGUCUGCACCAGCGCCGCCAGCAUUCAAGGGGUCUCCGCUAACCACACACAGCAGCGUCAACGCCACUACGCCCACCCCUGUAAUGACCGAGGACCAAGCACGCCAGAGCCAAGCGGCCAACCACUACCAGUGGCCGGAGGACCGACCACUGUCACAAGAAAUGGUAUCGGCCGAGAUCAUACCGUGGGUGCCGCCACCGCUUAUCGCGCAGCCAUCGAAUAGCGGCUACUCCCCUCAGCCGGGAUCGGUCGAGGGAUCCCCUCCGCCCGCCUACCCGAGCGGCAUAAUGACCGAGCUCUUGGAGUGUUUUGGGGAUCUGCCGCGAGACCUCUUCGAGAAAAUGGCCCGUGAGGUGAGAACCCGGUCGCCCGAAUUCCCGGGCCUUUCCGACGACGAAACUGGACCUCAGCACGAGGACGGCAAGGAGCUCAACGCCGCCCACGGACAUAGCAGCGACAGCGAUGUGGUGGAGGUCUACGACCCCACCCGGGAGGACUACGUCCCCCGCCCUCACGGUCGGAUGUCCCCUCCCGUACUCAUGGCUUGGGCCUUCAGGGAUAAUGAGUCACCCUGCCGGCAUCUCGGGUCGCCCCGAGAUCAAGCCAGCUCGGCGGGGCCACCAUCACCCUCAUUCGAAGGGAUCUUUGGGCAGGACCCAUAUAGGGUGAGGGGUGGGCCGAGGCGGACACCGCUACCCACACCCAGCGAAUACGCCGCUGCCACCGCUCGCCGCCGUGCUGAGGAGCUGAGUGACGAGCUGGGUACCCCAUCCGUGUGGCCAACCGAGGUACGGCCGCCUAUCCGACUAGGACGCCGACGGAGUGCACACUGGGUGGACACCGACUCAUCCGACGACGAGCGAUCAGGCCGGAGCGAGGCCGUCGGUCGAAUUGACGGUCCCCGAGUGCACACCCAGUGGGUACCAGCGCCCCCGGGAUGGGUCACCCCGAACGGGACGCUGCCAGCCCCACUCAUCCGACGGAUACAGCAGCGCCUCGGAGGUAACUGGCGCCGAGCUCUCAGAUACCUGGAGGAGGAGCAGGGGCAAAGAUUCCGAAUCCAGUUAAACCGAGACGGACGCGCCCUUGUGUUUCUGUACCCCACCCGGAAGUGAGGGGGGAGUUUGACGCAGUUACAAUCCAUACUGUAUAAUAUGUAAAUAGUAGAUGUAAGAUACUUAUAAUAUGUAAAUAGUGGAUGUAAGUUACUUAUAAUAUGUAAAUAAUAGAUUUAAGGUAGUUAUAUUACUUGAAAUAAGUCCACACACACACAAGAGCGACAGAGCCAACACACAUCUGCCGAGCCAACAAUCGGCAUAGCCUACAUCGAGGCAGAGUCAACACACAGGGCAGAGCCCAACGAUCAACCGAGCCACAGCUCGACAGAACUAACACACGGGGCGGAGUCAACGAUCGGCAUAGGCAACAUCUUGUCAGAUCAACAUCGUGUCAGAGCCAACAUCUAAUCAGGGCCACAUAUGUAUAUAUGCAGAUCCGCAUCCCUUAACGGAAAAACCAAGCCCUUGCAGAGGCAACACACGGGCUGAGACGCGAGCAGGGGAGAGCGAAAUUGGCAGUGCGCAGCCUCUGGCAUGAGCCGAGAGAAGGACGAAAAGCGGCCGGUCACAUGAAGCCAAGGUAGUAAGGGAGACAACCCACAAAGCGAACUUGCAGCCUCCCAAGGGAGGGCGGGCCGAUGUUGCGGUUCCUAGAACCGUUUUGGAACAGGAACCGGAAGCCUUAGGAUUGUGGCAGCGCUGCCACCAAGACUGUUCGCAGAAUUAGGUCACGGUCAAGCCUUCAAAGGUGUGAUCUGACAUUUCGUUCCGAUGACCGUUCCGGUAACCCCAACAUUUUAGCAUGAGUAUGUAUGUGUGGCAGGAGUAGGGAUAGGGAGUAAACAUAAACUUAAACAAUAAACAA
Messenger RNA from Drosophila serrata, 2731 nucleotides. RefSeq lists its product as uncharacterized. The record is from RefSeq and is a predicted model, not a curated record. Lineage: Eukaryota; Metazoa; Arthropoda; Insecta; Diptera; Drosophilidae.